UUUAUAAAUCAUUUGAAUUUGACGACCAUUUCGUCGGCUUUAGGCGACAAUACGAUGGAAGUGAAUAUCAGUGACGGGAAUGGCAUCUCUCAUAACCAUAGCUGUGAUCCAGAAUAUAUUGAAUUCAGAAAUAACUCUCGCUUUUGGGUGCAACGAGUCUUAGUGCCAAUUAUUAUGAUAAUCGGUGUCAUAGGGAACAGCAUUACGAUCGUCAUUAUGACCAGACGUAAGAUGCGGUCGUCGACCAACUCGUAUUUGGCGGCGUUGGCCACCUUUGACAUGCUGUACCUCAUCUUCAUAUUCGUCUUAUCCCUGAGCGCCUACCCCAACAUCAAAGACAUCCAAUACUACUACUACUGGUACUUCUGGCCGUUCGCUAUCAUGAUAGCCGACGCCUCGUCCAACACAUCCAUUUGGCUGACCGUCACCUUCACUAUCGAGAGAUAUAUCGCUGUGUGUCACCCGAUCAAAGGCAAGGUGUUGUGCACCGAGAGUCGUGCCAAACGUGUCAUACUGUGUGUAUUCCUGGUGUGCUUCACAUUCACACUGCCGACCCCUUUCGAGUGGGUUGUGGUCGAGAAGAACUCCACCGAAACGGGUGCCGUCUAUUUUCAGGCCGACUUCAGUGACCUUGGUCAUAAUGACCUGUACCGUACGGUCUACUACUAUCUCAAUGUCAUCCUAUUUGCUUUAAUACCGUUCCUAUCGUUGGCCAUAUUUAACGCGUUUCUCAUUCGCUCGGUCCACGUGUCCCGUAAGCAACGGAAUACAAUGAUCCAGGUCCUCAUAUAUUCCGUGUUUUACAACUCGGAGAACGAGGAGACAAACACCGGGUGUCUCAUCAGAGGGUUGGGAAAUAUAUUCAACUUUUUGUUGGCCAUCAACGCCACCGGAAACUUUGUGCUCUACUGUCUGUUGAGUCAAAAGUACCGGAGAACAUUUCUCGCCAUAUUCUGUCCAUGUCUUAAA
Molecule: messenger RNA, 969 nt
Organism: Oppiella nova
Lineage: Eukaryota; Metazoa; Arthropoda; Arachnida; Sarcoptiformes; Oppiidae
Source: the annotation of a GenBank genome assembly